Molecule: messenger RNA, 3144 nt
Organism: Lentinula edodes (shiitake mushroom)
Lineage: Eukaryota; Fungi; Basidiomycota; Agaricomycetes; Agaricales; Omphalotaceae
Product: Pleckstrin homology domain-containing protein
Exons: 8
Coding region: 1-3144 (1047 amino acids)
Biological process (GO): protein localization to prospore membrane; ascospore-type prospore membrane formation
Cellular component (GO): prospore membrane
Source: RefSeq, a predicted model, not a curated record
AUGGUGCCUCCGACAGCGCGUGCUCUCUCGGACUCGUCGGGUGCGACAACUUCUGCGUACAAACUGGAUGAUCAAUUCCCUCAAUCCGAGCAUGUACACAGGAGGUUUUUCAUUGGACCUAUGCCUCAGAAGAUUCUUCCUACACCUGAAGAGUUAAAGAGGCGAAACAAGCGAAAACACUUAUUCACUAGAAUAAGCAACUCGGAUUCAACAGACGAAGAACUAACGCAAAUUAUCAAAGUUCAUGCGCGGAGCUUUUUUAUACGCCAGGGAGGUCGAGAAGAAGACUGGGGCGAGAAUGAAGAACAGAGCACGAGAGAAGAGAUGUAUCGACGUUGGAAGGAAAGCGAAUGGGGAGUCGCCCUGCGUCGCCUUCGAGGACAAUCAGAGUCCAGCAAAAAUGCACCACCCGAUGCUUGGAUUGGAGGAAGCUUCGAGAUUGGAAACUUUGUUGGGAUUAAUAUCAUGGACGAGGCGGAGUCACUUUCCAAAGUUUCGACACAUACCUCGCAGCUUUCUGCGCCUAUCUUUCCUCUUGAAUCUGGACUCGAACCGUUGGGUCGCCCUGGUCAGAGCAGUUUAGCCACCGAGCAACAGACUUUUGUCACGGCUCCGUCAGAGUUCACGGAACUUUCUCAGGUCCAAACUCCGGAACCUACCACCCAAAAUCUCAGCCCCUCGCCCCCAGACGGUGAACAUCAGAAUGCGCGUGGUCCAAGUCCAUCUUCAAGCACAGCUCUCCUCCGUCCAUCUACAUCCCGGAAGAAUGACAUUGAACCUGCACGUCGUUCAAUCAUCAGGCUCCCUUCAUUCUCUCGCAAUGGUGAUUCACCGCACAAAGCCAAGAAGAGCGUCCACUACAACCUUUCUCCCGUUGAAAGCAAUUCGUCUCUCCCUCCAGUAUCCCCCUCAGCAGUUCUAGAACGUACUGGCACUGAUGUUAGUGGUACUAGUGCAGGUGCCAUGAACAUUCCUGCAAUAGAUGAUCAACAAAUUGACUGGGGGGACACUGUAAUGAGAGACAGAAUGUUUGUCAGGAUAUAUUCAACCGAAACAGUCGAUGUAUUUCCUUGUUUCGAUGAAGCGUUGCAUCGUGUCACCCGCGAUCUUAAAUAUGAGGAUUGGGGUGAAUUUCUUAUCGUUUGGCGAAUGGAUCGCAUCGAAAUUUACGAGAAUUAUACAAUCCCCGGCAAAGAAUGGAUCACAGGUCACAAACACCUCUCAUUCAUUAUUCCGUUGAAGUCCUCAAGAACGCGCCUGUCGCUUUAUUCAUUUGUGGAUCUCACAUUCUGCAUAACGUGCAGUCCUACUUUCCGUCGUUUCAACCCCGUGAAAGCAAAGUGGACUAUACAUUCAGCCAAAGAAGGGUCUAACAUAUUCAUCUUUAAACACAAGAGCCGUUCCCGUGCAUUUGAUUGGAUAUGGCAGUUAUGGAGACAUCGCGGGGGAGUCCUGCCUCCAGUGGUCGAGAUCCGCAACCCCCGUUUGGACAGUAAAUUGAAGAUAGAUAUGCCAAACCUGGAUAGUAGCCAAAUAUAUAAGGUCUUCUCAAGGGAGAAUCUUAUCGCACUCAGUGUGCAAUCACUCCGGGCAGUUCCCGAUUGGAAGAAUGUGAUUGAACGUCAACUUGCGGAAGGGGAUGUGCUGCAGCUUUGCUGGCGCCAAGGUUCAUAUUUGGACUGGAUUUGGCUCAAUAAAGACGUAGAUGGACGUCUGAGAGACUGGGAUGUUUUGUGUGGUCUGGCUUUGAAGCAGACGAGUAUUCCUGUGCAUCUAGAACUACGAGUGGCUCAGCACCGUCCCGAAUUCAUCCAUCGAAAAGAUGGCGAGCGACUUUUGGAACCUCCUUCUAUCGAAGGCUACGUUGACCGCAUCAAGCCUAACACGCACGCCAAGCAAGCACUUUAUUUGGCCACACACGACGGCAAUCUGCUUGUCUUAAAUCCAUCUCACGCGCAUCCUCCCACACCUCUAGGAGCCAUUCUUCAACCUGUCGAAGCAGACGCGGGUUAUGCCCAUACACUACGAAAGUCGGAAGUGAAGCGCGGCAUUCAACAGCUAUUAGACGCCAGCGGUAUAGUGGAUCUCAGGUCGAUUCUGAUUGUCAGAAGGGCGGCGCACCCAACGAUGCAACCUAUACAUGAUCACAGGGAAGGAGAAGACGAGGAAGGCUGUCAAGCUCCUAAACUAGUGGUGAUCCAGAGCGAUCAAGAGGAUGUAGGUGGAGAAGAAGGCUUAAACAGAAGUGAGGACAAACGUGACCUGAGGAUGAGGAGGUCAUUUGAAUUGCUCCUCAAGAACGGGCAUAUACUUCGUUUUGAGACAUUCUCGUGUAGGGUAACGAUUGAGUGGGUAGAAAAACUGCAAGCUCUUGUAAGUUACUGGAGAAUGAAACACGGAAACGAUGCCAAAGAAGAGAUGGAGAUUGCUGAAGGAUACCGUCCGUUGGUGACGCCACACAUCUACGCAGAAGCUGAUAGGACAAUCUACGCUGGAUUACCGGUCGACCCGUCAUCCACAUUACCAGCACUUGGCUCCUUGUUCAAUUGGUGUGUGCUAGAGGGGUGCAAGCCUAUUGUCAAGAGCGGGAAAGUUUUCAUGAGGCAAGGGCUCCAUGGACAAUACCGGCUUGUGGAUCUUGUCCUCGUACCCGAACGUCUGAUACAUUUUCGCAUAUCUCCAAAAUCAGUGAUGCACAAUUCUAUUAGGAAGAAGAUAGAUCUCGUAGACGCGUAUGUCUGCUCGGGUUACUUUGCAGCGCAAGUGCUUCCGGCUGGACAGUUCAAUCCCGCUGAGAACAACGUUCCAAGGAGAUACCAGGACGGUUUGGAGACAGACGACCCAGAAGAAGAUAGGCUCUUUGUGAUAUGGUAUCGGAAGACAAUUUCAAGUUCGGAAGAAGGAGAUGGUGCAGGCAUCACUACGGAGACAUCCUCAAAUGUUCCGUCUGCGCAUUUCGGAGCGGCAGAAGCAAAAAUUCUACCGCUCAGCGCGAAAAGGAAAUUCGCCAUAUUUCGAACGAGGAGCAAGCUCGAACGAGAUGCUUGGUGCUGGGCUCUAAAUACCGCCAUUGAAAAAGCGGUUAGAGUGCGAAAAGGAAGAGAGCGCAAGAUGAGGGAGAGUGGAGGAUUGAUGGAAUUCUGA